CAGGUUUCCACCCGGAUCUCAGCAUGUCUGGCAGACAUCUCAUUUUGGAUGGCUGCUCAUCAGCUGAAGCUCAAUCUCAGUAAAACCGAACUGUUGUUUAUCCCUUGUGACUCAUCUCCAGGUCAAGACCUUGUGAUAUCCAUGGACAACAACCAAAUCACUCCCUCAACCACCGCCCGCAAUCUUGGGGCUACUCAGGUGCUUGUUCAGUCCCUUGUUAUUUCAAGACUGGACUACUGCAACUCACUCCUGGCAGGCCUGCCUCUGUCCACGAUUCGUCCUCUGCAACUGAUCCAGAAUGCAGCAGCACGACUCGUUUUUAACCUUCCCAAGUUCUCCCACACCACCCCACUCCUCCGCUCCCUUCACUGGCUUCCUGUAGCUGCCCGCAUCAAAUUCAAAACACUGAUGCUUGCCUACAAAGCCAAAAAUGGCCCAGCACCCACUUACCUCUCUGCGCUAAUUACACCACGCACUGCACCACGUUCCCUCCGAUCCUCCAGCACUCGAGGAUCGAGGGCGGCAUUCAUCCAGGCUCUUUUCUGUUCUGGCACCUAGAUGGUGGAAUGAACUUCCUCUAGAUGUCCGUACAUCAGAGACUUUGA
Messenger RNA from Clarias gariepinus (North African catfish), 605 nucleotides. RefSeq lists its product as uncharacterized. The coding region runs from base 49 to 558 and encodes 169 amino acids. Lineage: Eukaryota; Metazoa; Chordata; Actinopteri; Siluriformes; Clariidae. The transcript has 2 exons. The record is from RefSeq and is a predicted model, not a curated record.